UUUCCACUCCAACGCAGAGUCCAGAGGGAAUCCUUUCGCUGGACCAAGUUGAGCCACCCUCCUGGGUUCAUGUGGCACCUCCACAGUCCUUUCCUCUGCGCCACCUAUUCUCAGCUGCGCUUCGAUCCGCCACUCUGCUCCUGGAAAUGUCUCGGUAGACAUUCAUACUAGUUGAGCUCCAAACAUUAUACAUGAGCAGUCAAUAAGUAUACCUGCGGAUCUGCUGCAGGAGGGGGGAGUUUGUUUUUGUUUUUAUGCGGCCGGGGACCUUUGUCACUUAAGGAUCUUUGCAGAAGUGAACAAUGCUGAGACUUCAGAGCAUCAUUUGCACUUUUUCUGUGCUGUCAGUCGCAGCAAAAUCAGAUUUUUUAGCGCGGAACUGCAGCGAGGUGAGGGAGGCUUGUUCUGAGAAGGGCUUCAUCUUCACACAUGUUCCUCACCAGGAGAUCCCAGGAGAAGAUCUCCGUGUUUGCACUCAUGAACACACUUGUUGCACGCAAGAAAUGGAGGACAAAUUUGGUCAGCGAAGUAAGCUUGACAUCGAAAAUCUGCUUGAUGAGAGAAGUCAUACGCUGAGAAGCACAUUUGUCUCCAGACAUAAAAGAUUUGAUGAAUUUUUCCUGGAGCUUCUGGAGAACACAGAGCGGUCCCUGAAUGAGAUGUUCGUGAGGACUUACGGCAAGCCUUACAUGCAGAACGCUGAAGUUUUUGAGAACCUGUUUGCAGAGCUCAAGCGAUACUACACAGGAGGAAACGUUAAUCUGGAGGAAAUGCUUAAUGAUUUUUGGUCUCGGCUGCUGGAGCGCAUGUUCACGCUGCUAAACUCCCAGUAUGUCAUCACUGAAGACUAUCUGGAGUGUAUCAGCAAGUACACAGAUGAGCUGAAGCCAUUUGGAGAUGUGCCCAGGAAGCUCAAGGCUCAGGUUACUCGUGCAUUCAUCGCUGCACGCACAUUCGUCCAGGGGCUUUCUGUAGGCCGGGAAGUGGCCCAGAGAGUGUCGAAGGUAAACAGCACACCAGCUUGUAUACGAGCACUGACAAAAAUGCUGUACUGCCCUUUUUGCCGUGGCAUACCAGGAGUGAAACCCUGCAAGAAUUACUGCCUUAAUGUGAUGAAGGGCUGCCUGGCAAAUCAAGCUGAUCUCGAUCCAGAGUGGAACCAGUACAUCGAUGCCAUGCUGCUGGUGGCACAGAGGCUCGAAGGGCCUUUCAACAUUGAAUCCGUCAUGGAACCUAUUGAUGUCAAGAUUUCAGAGGCCAUCAUGAAUAUGCAAGAUAACAGUGCCCAGGUUUCUUUCAGGGUUUUCCAAGGCUGUGGCCAGCCAAAACUUGCAGAAAUCCAGAGGUCUGCCCGUGGUGCUUCGGAUGUGCUCAACGCCCGCUUUAGACCCUACAACCCAGAGGAACCGCCCACCACUGCUGCUGGCACAAGCUUGGAAAGGCUGAGGAUGGUUUGGAGGACGAUGCAGUUCAGUGUUGUGGACAUAAAAGAGAAACUGAAGUUGUCCAAGAAGUUCUGGUCAAGCCUGCCUGAGGCAAUAUGUGUGGAUGACAGAGUGACUGCAGGAAACGCCAGUGAGGAGAAUUGCUGGAAUGGACACACCAAGGGCAGGUAUUUCCCUGAAGUCCAAAAGGAUGGCCUUACUAACCAGCUAAAUAAUCCUGAGGUGGGUGUCGACAUCACACGUCCUGACACCUUCAUCCGUCAACAGAUCAUGGCUCUGAGGGUGAUGACCAACAAACUAAGGAAUGCAUACAAUGGCAAUGACAUCUACUUUCAAGACACAAGCGAUGAAGGCAGCGGCUCAGGCAGUGGAAGCGGAUGCACAGAGGGCUGCACUACAGACAUGUACAGUGCUGCUACCGAAACCCCAGUGGUGAGAGCUGACCGAAGCGGGCCUGUGGAGGACUCUGCUGUGCACCUUGCACCUCCCAUAGCCCUGCCAACCAUGCUGGCUGUCUUAGCACUAGCUCUGCACCAACAAUGGAGAUAAUGCUGGAGCAACAAGCUAGUUAUGGACUGAAGAGUUUUCCUUUUCCUCUCCUCUCCGGCAGUUUUUGUAUUCAGGCACAUUGGAGCUACAGUCAAGCAAAGAGCAGGCUACCCACUUUGAUGGUGCAGGAUUCUGCUCUGAGAAAGAGAGUAGCCAUUCACAUCAUGAUUUUCCACUUUUCCAAAGAUCAUGCAGUGGCAUCCUUAGACUUAUAUCUUUUGGCAUCAUUUCAGUUUUUAAAACUGAUGUGGAUCCAACAAACUUUGCUUCAAAGAUUUUUUUUAUAAAUCUUUACAUUUCUCUCACAUGUCACAAGUAUAAACAUAGGGUUCCAUUUAGAAAGAAAACUAUAGUGUGCACUUUGAUUUUUUUUAUUGCAAAUUUUUUUUUGUCUUAAGAAAAUGUAAAAAAGAGAUGUGGUCUAAAUAUGCACCUUAAAAAGGUACAAUAAGCUGAUAAAUGUUUGAUAAUAUAUUUUAAAGAAAUGACCGUCUAAGUGCAAAUGGAUUCAGGAACCAUGUCCACUUUGGUUUAAAUUUGAUUAUGUAUAACACUAUAUCAAUUAUUGAUUUGUAAAGGAACAAAAAAAAAUCUUUAUCUUUGUCACAACUUAAAUGUUUUUAUUUUUGUUUUGUUUUUUUAGAGAAAUACACAUAUUGUUUUAUGCAAAAUCUGAAGAGACUUUUCAUGUGGCCUUUUGCUAAAACUUCCAGGAUUAGGAUUAACAUUUAAUGUUUUAACUCCAUAAUUUUAGGUUCUUAUGUUAGCUUUAAUAGUGUACAGCGUGUAAUAACUCAUUAAAAGGGGUGUUUUUUUUUUUUAUUAUGGAGCGCUGUUACCAUUUUUUUCAAGAGUCCAGAGAGAGCUAAAUGCUAAUUGUUUUUAAAAUUAUUGAUUGAUCAAUCUAUAAUUGGGUUGACAGUGAGUAAUUACUGGUCUUUCAUUGCCAGCAUAAGAGAUUUCUCUCCAUUCGUUUAAGUGGGAUUCUGGUGAGAGGUUAUGGCCAAUAACUUUCAGUAGAUAUCUAUCAUAUCAUAGGGUUAUUGAAACAAGAAUAAAAGGUUUAAACUAAACUCACACUUGACUGAGAUUGUUAUUACAUAGAGGUCUAUGGCUAUGUAUUAUGAAGACUUCUCUUGCCUGUAGCACAUAAGGGACUUUCUAGAUAACACAAACAGUGAAAAUUACAGAUUAAGUUUAUCCAUACAACCCAGUGUUAUGUUAGUUCAUCCUUCACUGGAAAUAGUUCUAAUGUGAGUUCACACAGGUUAACUCGAAAUGUAUCCAUAUUAAUAGCUUGUUUUCCUAAUAGUUUGAUCUACAGUCACACUUAAUACAUACAUUUGUUCACAAUCAUGUUUAAUCAAACACAGUUAUAAUAUAGUAUAGAAAAUUAUACAGUAGCAGCCAUUCAGAAUGGCCCUUCCCAUUCAAACUCCAGCCGAAUGUCAGCCAACUUCCAGCCCUUGCAGUGACCCCCUCCUUCUCCUGGGCAUGCUUUUUUUUUUUUUGUCCACCCUUUCACUGAAAUACAUGACCAAAAAUCAUGACAGGAGGAAUAUUUUAGCACAAAGAUUGAUGUUUAAAAAGGGAAUCUUAGGGAAGCAUCCAAGGGCCAAUCAAGGAAAGUGGGGAUAUUUUGAAUGGCUACUACUGUAUAUAACAAAUAUAAAUGAUCAUGUCAUUUAACAGUCUUAGCUGCUUGGCAUUUGCUUGAUCAAUAUGUUUGUAACUCAAACUCUUACUUUACCUUUACCGAGCUUACAAUGAACGUGU
Molecule: messenger RNA, 3770 nt
Organism: Cyprinodon variegatus (sheepshead minnow)
Lineage: Eukaryota; Metazoa; Chordata; Actinopteri; Cyprinodontiformes; Cyprinodontidae
Gene: gpc6b
Product: glypican 6
Exons: 10
Coding region: 303-1994 (563 amino acids)
Biological process (GO): cell migration; regulation of protein localization to membrane; regulation of signal transduction
Cellular component (GO): plasma membrane; cell surface; extracellular region
Source: RefSeq, a predicted model, not a curated record